AUGUCGUACUUCUUCUCCACCCCCGUCGACAUCGACGUCGUCCUCGAGGACACGGACGAGCGCGCCAUGGUCGACGUCCGCCUCGACAAGAACCGCCGCGAGAAGGCGCCCCUCUACAUGGACGGCGAGAGCGUCAAGGGCGCCGUCACCGUCCGCCCAAAGGACGGCAAGCGCCUCGAGCACACCGGCAUCAAGGUCCAGUUCAUCGGCACAAUAGAAAUGUUCUUCGACCGCGGCAACCACUACGAGUUCCUCUGCCUCAACCAGGAGCUCGCCGCCCCCGGCGAACUCCAGCACCCCCAGACCUUUGACUUCAACUUCAAAAACGUCGAGAAGCAGUACGAGUCCUACAACGGCAUCAACGUCAAGCUGCGCUACUUUGUCCGCGUCACCGUCGCCCGCCGCAUGGCCGACGUCGUCCGCGAGAAGGACCUCUGGGUCUACAGCUACCGCAUCCCCCCGGAGAUGAACAGCAGCAUCAAGAUGGACGUCGGUAUCGAGGACUGCCUGCACAUCGAGUUCGAGUACAGCAAGAGCAAGUACCACCUCAAGGAUGUCAUUGUCGGCCGCAUCUACUUCCUCCUCGUGCGGCUCAAGAUCAAGCACAUGGAGCUCAGCAUCAUCCGCCGCGAGACCACCGGCGCCGCGCCCAACCAGUAUAACGAGAGCGAGACGCUGGUGCGCUUCGAGAUAAUGGACGGCUCGCCGUCCCGUGGCGAGACUAUCCCUAUCCGCCUCUUUCUCGGCGGCUUCGACCUAACACCAACCUUCCGUGAUGUCAACAAGAAGUUCUCCACGAGAUACUACCUCAGUCUGGUCCUGAUAGAUGAGGAUGCCAGAAGGUACUUCAAGCAGUCGGAGAUCUUGCUCUACAGGCAAGCGCCGGACGCGGUUAACAACGCCGAUCCCGGGGCCAUCGCAACUGUUCCCGAGUCGACGAGACCUGCGCAUGUGCCAGCGCAGACUUAA
Messenger RNA from Microdochium trichocladiopsis, 969 nucleotides. RefSeq names its product vacuolar protein sorting 26. Gene Ontology annotation, cellular component: endosome; retromer complex. The transcript has 2 exons. Gene Ontology annotation, biological process: retrograde transport, endosome to Golgi; intracellular protein transport. Bases 1 to 969 code for a protein of 322 amino acids. NCBI's taxonomy places the organism in Eukaryota, Fungi, Ascomycota, Sordariomycetes, Xylariales, Microdochiaceae. The record is from RefSeq and is a predicted model, not a curated record.